AUGUACCGUAUGUACAAAGGAAGAAUUGAGCUCGUUCCUUCCUCUGUUUCAGCUCCUGGGGCCACGGUCCAUAAACGUCAUGAGGGAAUCAAGGUCGAUGAACGUGAGAAGUCUCUCGAACAUGCCAUGAAAGAUAAGCCACUGAUGACUGGGACAGGAGAAGUCGUUAACGCGGAGAGUAGCGAGGGAAUGAAAAGGGAGGUUAAGACAGAGGAUGGGAAAAACAAUGAAACUCACUCUUAG
Messenger RNA from Glarea lozoyensis ATCC 20868, 243 nucleotides. RefSeq lists its product as uncharacterized. The transcript has a single exon. The record is from RefSeq and is a predicted model, not a curated record. Bases 1 to 243 code for a protein of 80 amino acids. NCBI's taxonomy places the organism in Eukaryota, Fungi, Ascomycota, Leotiomycetes, Helotiales, Helotiaceae.